AUGGCAUGUGAAAGUAAAAUGUAAAAGAAAAAUAACAUGCUAAUUCGUAAUAAAAAUAAUGUGAGGUCUAUUACUCCUUGCCUUGUCCGUAAAGAUGAGUUAUCGUCUUUUGAAAUUUACCUUUAAAAGAUUCAGACUCCUUCUUAAUAAAAUCAAUAUCAAAAUUAGAAUGAACCCCAAACAAGAUCAUAAAAUAAGAUCUACUAGGAAUUAGAUUAGGGUUAAGGAGAUUAACUAUGUGCAUAGAAUUUACUACUUUAAGCUCAAGGAAUAGUUAGUAAAGAUAAGACUCAUUUGAGCACUCCAGCUUAAGCAGAAAACAUUCUUUUGAUGUAUCAAGAUAUAUUUAAAAAUGAAAACAAUAGAUUUAGAAGUUUGACUCCUAAUAAUAGAUGGUCUAAGCAAAAAGGUAUGAUAAGAUCAAGAAACGAAAACUAAUAUAUAAUAAAUUAACUGUAAAAUAAAACAAAUAUUGCUAAUUAAAAUAAAGAUUUAUUAAUAAUGACUAACUAUUGGGAAAAAAAGUAACAAGAAAGUUAGUAGAGCUAAUAUCAUGAUAACAAUUAAUCUAAUUGCUCACCUCUUCCAUCUAUUCCUCUUUCAAGCUCUCCCAUUAACUUAAAUUAAGGAAGCCACUUUCUUUAGGAUUCAAAGUCUAAUUUAUAAAAGUAAAACUACUUUACAAGUCCAAAUAAUUAUAAAAGACAACAAGAUAGUCCUUAUAAAAAGGCACAUACUCAAUAUCAAGUUAGCUAAGUGAUAAAUAAAAGUUAAGGAUAACAUUAAAUUAAUUUAUAAGAUUCUCCCCUUAAAAAUGGUGGAGAGACUGCUCAUUUUAACAAUUAUUUGCAAGAUACAAUUAUGAAAUACAUUUAGCAACAACCUAUUUAAGAUAAUUCAAAUAAUACUAAUCCGACAGGAACUUACUUAAGAAACUCAAUAUUUGAAAAUUCAUUUUUAGCUGAAAAGUAAAAAAGUUUUUGUUAAAAUAGUUUAAAUUCUAAAUAAAGAUCUGUUACUCCAUCACCAUUAUCUCACAAUAAAAACAGUGAAAUAGUAAAUAACAAUAAAACUAGAAGGUAACUGAAGUUGAACAAAUCUAAUAUAAACUUCUUUGCUGAAUAAAAUAUACCAAUUCCCUCACCUAAUUAGAAUAAAAGAAUACAAACAUAACCAAAUGAAAGUUUUGAAGAUAAUCUCUUUUUCAUAAAAUAUAAUGAUGAAAAUAUAUUUAAUAAUAAUCAAAAUAGCAUUCAUCCACCAAAAAAUACUCCUUAAUAAAAUGUUAAAGUAAUAAAAAAAACUUUAUAGAAUAUAGUUUUACCUGAUAAUUAAGAAGGAUUAUCUCAGCUAGAAUAUUAAAAUAGUAGCGAAUAAAUUUAAUUUUCUAUUAAAAAUGUAAAAAACCACCUUAAAAACCCAUCUGUGGUUUAGUUCACUCCAAAAUCAACAAUGCGAAAAUAUAGCAAAGUAUAGAGAUUUAUUCCUAUAUAAAAUAGAAUUAUAAGAUAUCCAGCAUUUGUAAAUAUUAUGCAUAAUACUACAAGGGACUAAACAUUCUCAACACUAAAAAAAAAUAAAUUAAUAAAAGAAGAAGAAAUAAAAAAUUUUAUUUGA
Messenger RNA from Tetrahymena thermophila SB210, 1617 nucleotides. RefSeq lists its product as hypothetical. The record is from RefSeq and is a predicted model, not a curated record. NCBI's taxonomy places the organism in Eukaryota, Ciliophora, Oligohymenophorea, Hymenostomatida, Tetrahymenidae. The transcript has a single exon.